Molecule: messenger RNA, 3233 nt
Organism: Octopus bimaculoides (California two-spot octopus)
Lineage: Eukaryota; Metazoa; Mollusca; Cephalopoda; Octopoda; Octopodidae
Source: RefSeq, a predicted model, not a curated record
CAAUUGGGCACUGAGGUUGGUAUAAUCGAUUAAUCCACUUCCUUGAAAAUUUUAGGCUUAGUGUUUUUAAAAAGAAUUAUUAUUAUGAAGGCAGCGAGGUGGCAGAAUCGUUAGCCGGCCAGAUAAAAAUACAUGGCAGUAUUUCGUCUCUUUUCACAUUCUGAGUUCGACUUUGUCUUCUGUCAUUUCGGAGUCGAUAAAAUAAGGGUAAACUUGUUGUAAUUGACUAGAUCACUGUCGCUUCCCAACCCUCAAAACAUUAACCAUCCAACAUUUGCGCCAAAAAAAAAACGAUUAUUAGCCCUCGUUACCGGUGUUUUUGUAGGCGAGGGAAAACUGCCAACUACACCGAUCACUUUAUCUUACAGAGCAACUCUAAUUGUAUAUUUAGGCCUGAAUUUACUGUGCAUAUCAUCGUCUGUGGGUGUGUGACCUACUUGAGAUCGGCGUUCUACCACUACUACCUCCGCUACGGCGGCAUAAGCAUUCAUUUCAUUUCAUGCGCCAGACAGACAGGUCGUAGGUUCCUUUGUCCUCUAUCAAGGAAAAAAAAAAUGGAUUUUAAUUGCCGACUAAAUGAACGAAUAACUCCUUCACUUGCCCUUCUGCUCUUAUCAGUUCAACAUCCAAACCAAAAGUAUGAACACACGCACACAAAGAAAUAAAAAUAGAGGGGAAAAACGGAAAAAAUUACAUUUUAAUCAUGAAAUAUACGAUGAAAUAGUUAUGCUGAGUGGUCCACAUCUGCCUGUGGUGGACAAACCUUGACUUCAUCAGGACGUCUGCAAAUCUUCAUUGAAGCUCCUUGUUGUUUUUGCCUACAUAGUUUCCGUUAAUUAUAUUUUUCAAUAUGAAUGUUAAUUGCGGGUGGAACCAGCCUGUCAGUCAAAGGUAUUCUUGUGGUAAGUAGAAAAUAUAUCAGCAAUGAAUAUUUUUCUGCAAAUCCCAUGAUAUCUAAGAGAAGAUACUAAUGAUGAUAUGAAUCUCCAUAAUGUGGCCCACUUGGAGAAGACCCAGUCAAUAGCAGACUUUCUACUGGUGAGUCGAAAACUGUAUCGUCAUUGAAUAUUUUUCUGCAGAUGUAAAGAGAAGUCGAUGACAUCUGAGACAAGAAACUGAUAAUAGAUUAACUCGGACAUUUGUCAGCUUUUUAAGUUAUUGCUCAAGAAUUAACAUGGAGAACGUUAAUCACUUGGACACUUGUAACGCAACUGUUAUUAACAAUGUAGAUACAGUUAGAGAAACAGACGAAAAUGAGAAAGCUGAAAACGGAAGUGUUCCUGAAUAUCGCUGCGAGAUUUGUAGGAAGACAUUCUCUACAGAAUACGAAGUCAUCUUACACAAAGAAAUACACAGUAAGAAAAAACUAUUUCACUGUGAUGUAUGUGGGAAGUAUUUUGUGUAUUUUAGCUAUUUAAGAAAUCACCAAAGAAUCCACACAGGAGAAAGACCUCAUCAUUGCGAGAUAUGUGGGAAAUCUUUUCUCAGCAGUAGUCACUUAAAAACACACACAAGGGUACAUUCUGGAGAUAAACCCUUCCACUGUGAACAGUGUGGGAAGAGUUUCGUGUCCAACAGUAACUUAACAGCACACAAAAGAGUUCACACUGGAGAAAAGCCAUUUUACUGUGAAAUUUGUGGCAAAUUUUUCUCUGUUAAUUCUAGUCUCAUUGUUCACAAAAGAAUCCACACUGGAGAGAGACCCUAUCAUUGUGAUGUGUGCGGGAAAUCGUUUGUUUCUAAUUGUGAUUUAACAAAGCAUAAAAGGAUACAUACAGGGGAAAAACCCUUUGGUUGUCAAGAUUGUGGGAAAGCCUUCAUUUGUAAAAGUGACUUGACAAAACAUACAAGAAUACACAGUGGAAUAAGGCCAUUCCACUGUGAAAUAUGUGGAAAAUCAUUCUGUGAUAAAUCUAGUCUCGUUGUUCACAAUAUAACACACACCGGAGAAAAACUAUUUUAUUGUGAAAUAUGUGAGAAAUCAUUUGUUAACAAUUCAUAUCUGGUCAUUCACAUACGUCGUCACACUGGAGAAAGACCAUUCCAUUGCGACUUAUGUGCAAGAUCGUUCAUUUCUAACAGUGAGUUGACAAAACAUAAACUGCUACACACCGGAUUGAAACCUUUUUGUUGUGAAAUAUGCGGCAAGUAUUUUGUCAAUAAAAGCGUCUUAACAAAACACAGAAGAAUCCACUCUGAAGAGAGACCAUUUCACUGUCAGAUCUGUGGUAAAUCGUUCCGUAAUAAUCCACAUCUUGAAGUUCACAAACGUAGCCACACUGGAGAAAAACCCUAUCACUGUGAGAUAUGUGGGAAAUCGUUUAUCACGAACAGUUAUCUAACUACGCACAAGAGAAUUCACACUGGAGAAAAACCUUUCCAUUGUGAAGUGUGUGGUCAGUCCUUUGUCACCAAUGGUCUCCUAAAGACACAUAAGAUGAAACACACUGGAGAGAGACGGUUCCACUGUGAAAUAUGCGGGAAGCCGUUUGUUAACAAUUCUCAUCUUUUAGUUCACAAACGUAGCCACACUGGAGAGAAACCAUUCCAUUGUGAUAUUUGUAGAAAGUCAUUUGUUGAUAAUAGUGUCUUAACUAGACACAUGAGAAUACACACUGGACAGAAGCCAUUCCACUGCGAAGUGUGUGGUAAAUCCUUUGUGUCUAGAAGUUAUUUAACAACGCAUAUGAUAAGUCACAGUGGAGAAAAAUCAUGUCAUUGUGAAAUCUGUGGUAAAUCUUUUGUCUACAACAGUUCUUUAACGACUCACAGAAAAAUACACACCGGAGAAAAACUUUAUUGCUGUGAAAUUUGUGGGAAAGCAUUUAUCACAAACAGUCACUUAAAAAGGCACAGGCGGAUACACACUGGGGGGAAGCCUAUUCAUUGCGAAACGCCUGAAAUAGGAGACAAUUGAAUCUUCUUGUGUAAUUUAAUAACCUGAGAAGAAAGUAAUUUACAAACAAAAACAACCAGGCAAUACAGGUAAAUAUUUGUGGGAAUAUCAGAGAUAAAAAACUAUUGAUAUAUUCACAUGUGUGAGAUAAACUUUAGUGAAUUUCAGAAUGGGUACCUAUUCCGAGGAGGUCUUCAUGUAUACAUUUAACCCUGUGGCAUUCGGAGUAUUCUGUUACAUGUAAUGCUUAUUUAUGCACGUUUUCAAUUAAUUAUGCAUUAUCUCUUAACUUGAAAAUUUUGAUGUGUGUGUGUGUGGUUUUUUUUUUCUUUUUUCU